AAUAACUGAAACAAACACAAAGGCUUGAGCCUCCCAUCCCCCCCUACUAUAUGUACUUCUUUCUCGUACAGAUUGAUCGGUUUGUAACAAAUAUCCUGAGCACGAUCGAUCCCACUAUGCGUUCCUCUGCGUCCCUGAAAAUAUCCGCACCACCAUCCCUCCAUCAACUCGCCCCGAUUCAACCGCUUGGAUUUCGUCGAUUCUCUCAAUCCGCACCUUCAUCCUCUUCCCAGAUCGAUGCCUCAAUCCCCGAUACCAAGAGCCCUCUUCUCGGCUCCAUUCUGAAAUGGGCUUCGGGGAUCACCGUUGGCUCUGGCCUAGCACUUCUUUGCUGGUCCUCUACUCCCGCUCCUUCUCCCGAUUCCAAUUUCGCUCUUUUCAAGAAGCCCUUGUUGUCUUUCGCUGACUCGUCAACGGCCACUGCUGAAUCUACGGUUUCUGCAUUUCGCAAAUUAGCCUUACCUGAAAGCUCAUACUACAUCUUUGGAGAUGCAUUUAGGAGAAAGAUUUUCUUCAACUAUGAGAAGCGCUUAAGGUUGCGGAGUCCUCCUGAAAAGGUUUUUGAGUACUUUGCAUCUUUUCGGUCACUGGAAGGAGAAUUAUUUAUGAAACCAGCUGACCUAAUGCGGGCAAUUGUUCCUGUCUUCCCUCCAUCUGAAUCCAACCUUGUCAGAGAAGGAUAUUUGAAAGGGGAAAGGAGUCCUGGAGAGUUACAUUGUGAUACUUCAGAUUUUUUUAUGCUUUUUGAUGUGGACAAUGAUGGACUCAUAUCUUUUAAAGAGUAUAUCUUUUUUGUGACACUACUCAGCAUCCCAGAAUCAAGCUUUUCUGUGGCAUUCAAAAUGUUUGACAUUGACAACAAUGGAGAGAUAGAUAAGGAAGAAUUCAAGAAAGUUAUGGCUAUGAUGCGAUCUCAUAACAGACAAGGGGCUCAACACAGGGAUGGGCUUCGAACUGGGUUAAAACUCAAUGGUUCAGUAGCAAAUGGAGGCCUGGUGGAGUAUUUCUUUGGUAAACAUGGAAAUGAACGACUCCAACAUGAUAAGUUUUUCCAAUUUUUGCGAGAUUUUCAUGAUGAAAUUCUGAGAUUGGAGUUUGCUCAUUAUGACUACAAAUUACGGGGAACUAUAUCAGCUAAGGAUUUUGCAUUGUCCAUGGUUGCUUCUGCCGACUUGAGUCAUAUAGGCAGGUUGCUUGAUCGGGUUGAUGAAUUGAACAAUGUUUCCCAACUUAGGGAUGCACGCAUUACUUUUGAGGAGUUCAAAAAUUUUGCAGAGCUACGCCAAAAACUGAAGCCAUUUUCUUUGGCCCUUUUCACUUUUGGAGAAGUGAAUGGCCUGUUAAGAAGAAAUGACUUUCAACGAGCUGCCUCACAUGUGUGCGAUGUACCCCUCUCUGAUAAUGUGGUUGAAAUCAUUUUCCAAGUGUUUGACACAAACAGUGAUGGAAGUUUAAGCUACGAUGAGUUUGUAAGAGUUUUGUGCAAUAGGGAAAGGGAUAUAGCUCAACGCGUGGCAGAAGGAAUUCCGGGCUUUUUUUCUUGUUGCCAGAACAGUGCAAAUAAUUGCUCCCCUUCUCAGGUUCUUUCUUGAUGCAUGCAUGCAUGCUGUGUUUGGGUGCAGUUUAAUCAAUAGUCAAUAAUCCUUCUGAUAGCUUGAAGGAUCACGUGUUGUAAAUAGAUGAUUUAUAUUAUUAGUGUUGACAGUCGUCAACUCAAUAUCUACCUGGGUGAGCUUUGAAGGAUGCUUUCUGAUAGCUGGAAGGCUCGAGUUUGUUGCAAAUCAAAACAGGUAGGAGGUGACUAAAUUCUUAGGAAUUGUUUGGAUCAGACUAUGAACUCUAACAAUGGAAGUAUGCUACAUUUUGUAUCACAAAGUACAUAGUCUUUUUUUUUUUGUUAAAAAUGAUAUAACUCCUUGUAUUGCAACGAAAGGGCGAGACCGAACUUUUUCAAUAAGAAUUGUUCGAAUCGAAUGUAGGAUGAGGUUAUGCAUUUCA
Messenger RNA from Juglans regia (Persian walnut), 1998 nucleotides. Its product is annotated as calcium uptake protein, mitochondrial. Gene Ontology annotation, biological process: mitochondrial calcium ion homeostasis; calcium import into the mitochondrion. Gene Ontology annotation, molecular function: calcium ion binding. Gene Ontology annotation, cellular component: uniplex complex. The record is from RefSeq and is a predicted model, not a curated record. Lineage: Eukaryota; Viridiplantae; Streptophyta; Magnoliopsida; Fagales; Juglandaceae.